Messenger RNA from Glycine soja, 1599 nucleotides. RefSeq names its product zinc transporter 11-like. Gene Ontology annotation, molecular function: zinc ion transmembrane transporter activity. The transcript is spliced from 3 exons. Gene Ontology annotation, biological process: zinc ion transmembrane transport. Bases 114 to 1163 code for a protein of 349 amino acids. Gene Ontology annotation, cellular component: membrane. NCBI's taxonomy places the organism in Eukaryota, Viridiplantae, Streptophyta, Magnoliopsida, Fabales, Fabaceae. The record is from RefSeq and is a predicted model, not a curated record.
CUUAGUACCAAACACAACAACGGUCCCCUCCCAAACCCUCUCCCCCAAAAGAGUCAAAGACAAUACAUAUUCGCUCUUCCUUCUUAGUUCUCACAUUACCAUUCGCCAUUCCAAUGUCACCUUCUUUUCGCACAUCCCUCUUCCUCUUCACACUCUCCCUUCUCUUCUUCCUAUUCUUCUCCCUCUCCGUCUCCGCCCACAGCGGCCACCACGACGACGGAGACGCCGACUCCGACGCCACCCCCGACCUCCGUGCUCGGCCCUUGAUUCUGGCGAAGGUGUGGUGCCUGAUCGUGAUCUUCAUCGCCACCUUCGUCUCGGGCGUUUCCCCCUACAUUCUGAAAUGGAACGAGGGGUUCUUGGUUCUGGGGACCCAGUUUGCUGGGGGAGUGUUUCUGGGAACUGCCAUGAUGCAUUUUCUCAGCGACGCUAAUGAGACCUUCGGGGACUUGACUCAAAAGGAGUACCCUUUCGCCUUCAUGCUGGCGUGUGCAGGCUACUUGAUGACCCUCCUCGCUGAUGCCGUCAUUUCCUCGCUUUUCAACAAUAUGGGGCGUCAUGCCCAGGAUGUCCAAGGUCAAGGGGCUGAUGCGAACAAAUUAAGUAGCAACGGCGUUACUUCUCAAUCACAACACCGGAGCCAUGACGCUAAUCACCAUUUAGCAAGUCCUGCACUUGGAUAUGUCCAUUCAGUUGGAGACACCGUUUUAUUGAUUGUUGCCCUUUGUGCACAUUCUGUGUUUGAGGGCUUAGCAAUUGGAGUUGCAGAGACCAAAGCAGAUGCAUGGAAAGCCUUGUGGACAAUAUGUCUGCACAAGAUAUUUGCAGCCAUUGCCAUGGGAAUUGCUCUCCUAAGAAUGAUUCCUGACCGUCCCCUUGUGUCGUGUGCCGUCUAUGCUUUCGCGUUUGCCAUCUCCAGUCCAAUUGGUGUGGCCAUUGGAAUCAUAUUGGAUGCCACAACACAGGGUCAUGUGGCGGAUUGGAUCUUUGCUAUAUCAAUGGGUCUGGCUUGUGGAGUGUUUAUCUAUGUAUCAGUAAACCAUCUGUUGGCAAAAGGGUACAUGCCCCACAGACCGACAAAGGUUGACUCGGCCUAUUUCAAGUUUCUUGCUGUGUUCUUGGGUGUGGGAGUGAUAGCGGUGGUAAUGAUUUGGGACACCUAAGUAGUUCCAAAAGUUGGAGGCAUAGUGAUAGCUUAGUUCCAAGAUAACUUCUCUUUGCGGCAUAUGCAGAAUCUUUUUUUACUUUUUUCUUUAUCUUUGUGGUAAUUCCUGUGGUAGAAAAGAUGGCAGAAAUUUGCCUCAAAUGAUAGAAAAGAUGGGCAUGUAUUGAAAACUAAGAGGACGUAUAGAAGUCUUGGUAAGAAGGGUAGUUCACACAGAGGGUAGCCAAAAUCAUUAGAGGCAAAGGGGAACGGAGAAGGAAUAUAUACAAAGCUAUAUAGAAAGGAUUUUAUAGAUCAAUAAUUUGUUUAUAGACAUGACUUAUAAUAGAAGUUAUGCUGUUGUUUAAUUCAUAUAGCCUAUUGUGGGGAAAAAGGUAGGUUGUUGUUGGUGGUGUAUACUUGAUUGAUUUAAUAAUUGUUAUGAGUUUUGUAAG